Molecule: messenger RNA, 1146 nt
Organism: Coccidioides posadasii C735 delta SOWgp
Lineage: Eukaryota; Fungi; Ascomycota; Eurotiomycetes; Onygenales; Onygenaceae
Source: RefSeq, a predicted model, not a curated record
AUGGCCCUUUACGCCUUCGGCUCCAACGGCUCCGGCCAACUCGGCCUUGGUCACAGGGAAGACGUUGCCUGCCCAACAAGAUGUCUCAUCAAAUGGGAGCCUACCUCGAUGGAUAAAGCUGCCACGAACGCGCCCCCCAAUAACUACAAUGACAACGUGCCAUUUUGCCUGGCCGCGGGAGGAAACCAUACUCUUGCCCUUUUCAGCUCUGGCGCGGUGUAUGCGGCGGGGUCGAAUGGGAACGGGAGAUGUGCAUAUGCCCCAGAAGACGCGGAAAUAUUACUCGAGUUUAGCCGGGUUGUUAUCUAUGAUGGCGAGCGGAAAGUUGACCGGUUUACCGCUGUGUCGGCUACAUGGGAAUCUUCAUGCUUUGUUGAAGCAGGCACUGGGUAUGUUUAUGUUGCAGGCACGGGCAUGAAAGGUGAAUUGGGCCUCGGAGAGAAUGUCACUGAAAUGAAUGUCCCGACACGGAUACCGAAUUUUCCGCCUAAGGGUACGGAGAUUGUUGGGAUUUCUGGCAGUGUUGGACACACUGUGGUGAUACUAUCUAAUGGGGAAGUAUAUGGCUGGGGCAAUGCGAGAAAAGGCCAACUUGGAGAAUCAGGAGUUAAAAAGAAGAUAUUUUGGUCUCCACAGAGAGUCAAUGUUCCUUUCCAAGCAAGGAACGCCGCGUGUGGGAGGGAGUUUACUAUAAUUGUGGGGGAUGCAGAAGAAGGGUCCCUGGUGAUCCUUGGCUCAGAUAAAUGGGGGGUGCAGUCUGGAGCCCCAUCGACACUGAAGGGCUACAAUUCCGUCGCUGCAAGUUGGCAUGGUAUUUACAGUCACAAUUUCGAUGGGUCCAUUACUGCGUGGGGUCGGAAUGACCGCGGGCAGCUACCGCCGCCUGAUUUUCCCAGAGUCCCUUUGAUCGGAAUCGGAAGUGAACACGUUGUCGCUGCUAUCGACAAGAAACGAGUAGUCGCUUUUGGAUGGGGUGAGCACGGAAACUGUGGUCCAGAGACUAACGAUCAAGGUAAUGUCGUGGGACGAUAUGCAAAAGUCCCACCCGCUGGUGGUGAAGGACUUAACAUUACUGCAGUCGGGGCGGGCUGCGCUACCAGCUGGCUUAUGACGGAGGAAAGACCUCAGGCCUUUGAGGAGCACUAA